UUAUUUUGAUACAGAAAAAUGGCGGCAUCGACUACAGCUAAUACCUCUGAGAACGCGGGGGAGUCGUCUGCGUCAGAAGCGGGACCGGGCAGUGAUUUUUGCUCCGCACAGGAGCCUGUGGUGUUGCGGAAACCGGCGGUGAAGUUGCUGACACCGGUGAGCGGCGUGGAGCCGCUGUCGUGGUCGGAGGAUCACAGACUGGCGGCCUGCAGCACUAACAGCGUCUGUCUCGUGGAGCUGGUGUGUGAUGUACACAGUCUCAGUCAAGAUCUCGUGCUCCACCGAACUCAUGUCCCCGUACCGGACACCGUGCACGAACUAAAGGUGGGUCCCGAAAAAGAAGUUCAGGCUGUUAAAGAAAUGUUCGCAAGAAGUGAAAAUCCCGUAAUAGCCCAAAUGACAAUGAUUGACAGAGUCAUGAACCCUCAAAGUGGACAUCUCCAUGGAGUCAAGUACACUAGCUGGUCACCUUUAGGCUGUGACAGCAAUGGCCGCAGUCUUCUUGCCUUUUUAACACUGGACAAUCGUCUCACAAUCCAGGGUAGUCACAAGCAUUUGCAGUGGACAUCCCUCUUGAACCUCACAGAACUUUAUGGUGAAAUGUUGAAGUCCAGAAACUACGCUGCCCAGAAUGAUGGCUCGUCGCCGUCCCCUUUUUCUGACUUGGAUGAGCUGCAGAGACGGUAUCGAAUGCAGACGCCUGUGCGCAUGGAGUGGUCUGGCCUGUGCAAUACGCAACAAGUUCAGACCAACAAUGAAUGUAAAGACAUUAGCACUGUUCUUAUGGCUGUACUAAUGGAGAACGGAGAUCUAGUUGUGUGGCAUUUCAGCUUGCCCCUACAGGGGAAGGAUUCAGUGGUGUCCUGCAACACCAUAAAGUCUGAAGUUUCAUCGCCAAACGUGCUCACCUGGUGGGAAUAUGAGCAUAGCGGGCGAAAAAUGAGCGGGUUGAUCGUGGGUAGCUCAGUUGGGCCUGUAAAGAUUCUUCCGGUGAAUCUUAAAGCAGUGAAGGGCUAUUUCACCCUCAGACAACCCGUGACGUUAUGGCAGGAAAAGGACCAGAUACCUGCCCACAACAUAAAAUGCAUCACUCUCUUCCAUCCGCACCAGAAAUGCAACUGCAGCCUUGUGGUGGUCGCACGCGGCUGCUACGUGUUCUGGUGCCUGUUGCUCAUCUCUAAAGCUGGUCUCAAUGUUCACAAUUCCCACGUCACGGGCCUUCAUUCCACCCCCAUCAUUUCCAUGACGGCUAGCCGUAAAGACGGCUCUAUAUUCACCUGCUCCCUCAAUGGUGUUGUUAAGAAGCUCACGCCCGUUUUCACAGAUGUUGCAGUGGUAUUCAAACAGCAGGAGAUUGUUCUGCCAGAAGGAGUGGCAGGACGACGUAUACACGGAAUAUCCGUCAGUCCGAAUGGUGCCUACCUUGCCCUGGUCUCCAAUGAGGGCAUGAUCAAUGGACUCCACCCUGUCAGCCGCACCUACCAGGUGCAGUUCAUUACCCUCAAGACCCCCGACGAAGCGGCUGCUGAACUCCUCGAAUCCCAAAUGCAGAACCUUUUCGGACAGACCGACUUGUUGGAUCUGCUGCGAUGGCGGGUACUGAAGGACAAAUGCAUCCCUCCGUUGCUCCAAAAGGAGUUAGACGAGAAGCUCCAAGGAUCCAAAGGGACCACCUACUUAUGGCGGCUUAAGCUUUUUCUUCUCCGGACGCUUCACAAAUCAAUGCAAAAGACCCCUACUCAAAUCCUGUGGAGACCGAACGAUAAGGAUGGUAAAGUGCUUGGUGAUGAUGAGGCAGGUGGGGAGGAUGAAGAUGACACAGACAUUUCAGCUCUAGAUGAGUCCAAGCAGGGGGAUGCUGAUCACUUCUGCAGUGAGGAACGAAUGAAGGAGAUCAGCGGCUGGAUUGAAGAGGUGGAGUCCCAUUUGACCCGCGAGAAUAUGAUGAAGGUGCUGGGCGAGGUGUACCUACACACCUGUGUCACUCAAAACACGUGUAUACCUACCAAAGGUGUAUGUGACUUUCUCACAAAUGACCCGGCAAAUGAAGACAGGGCCGCCAAGGUGCUGAUGGGUCAUAUCAUGAACAAGAUGAACAAGCAGACAUUUCCAGAGUACUGUAGCCUCUGUAAGGAAGUUCUGCCCUUCACAAGCCACAAACAAGCGGAGUGUAAGAACGGGCACAGAUGGCUCAGGUGUGUGCUGUCAUAUCAGGCCUGUCAGGGUGUAACGUACCGUCGCUGUAUGUUGCAGGGCAGUAUUGCCUCAGUUCCAGAGCCCGAGGACCCAGACUGGAUAAAAAAAAUACUCAAAGGUCCCUGCAUCUUUUGUGACUCACCGUUCUACUGAACCAGCGGCUGUAAAGAUGACAAAUACCCACUGCUGACUACUGGGUGACAAAAAAAGGCUACACUCAAAAGAAUACAAAAUGUUUUUUAUUUUCUUAAAUGACAAAUAUGUGAAUGUAAAUUCUUUGAAUGUAUAUUUUGUAAUAUAAGACGUGAAAAAAUAUUUUAAAUCCAAGCUGUAAUAAAAAAGGCUAAAUUUAAUAUUGAAAUGGGUAUUCUAUGCUGUAUUUUUGAUUUGUUAAUAUCAUGUUUUCAUGCUUCUUCUGCAUUAAAUAUGCACGCUCUUCCCUCGGUCGAUUUUAAUUGGUUUAAAUAAAUCGAUUUCCUAAUUGGCUUUGGAAAUAAUUUUUGUGUAUCCGCAAACACCUUACAGCCCCCCUUCCUCCAUUUCCAAAUAAUGACUUUUCCGUGGCCUGAAGGAACAGAAGACGAGGGCAGAGGAAUGUAAAAGGAAAUGAAAAACAGUCAGACUCCGAGCAAACUGUUUUAAAACUGAUCCUGCCCCUCCGAAGGGCCGGACUCUAAUGAGAUACGACAGUAAUGAGGAAUGGAUCCCGGCCGCAUAUGUGAUACCCAUUUUAAUUAAGGUAGCGAGGUUGAGUGGAUAUUGUUAAAUAUAGUUACCCCCUUUUUGUGGGCCACAGGGGAGACGCACACAGGCCGUGUACCCUGACACCCCUUUCCGUGCGAUAUCGCUACUGGUGAAAGGCAGCCGUGUGUGAUCAAAGAUAGAUUUGGGCCUGUUGGACCCUCCGCCACGUCCGUUCUCAUCCCCAGUACAUCCUGUGUCUGUGCCCUGGGUUCUCUCUAGUGUCACUGAAGAUGAUAGCUCGCCUCGGGGCUAGACAGCAGCCCUGUCUUAGGUUUCGGAUGGUAUCCCGAGAUAAAGAUGGCCUGAUAAUUACAUACAAUUCGGCUCGCCGUCUCUCACUCGGUGUCACUGCAGAUAUUGUUCAGAGGGCUUAAAAAAUAGCUUGUGUUUACUUAUUUGCUCCUGGUUUUAUUACGAUCCAUUCUGAAACAUUGCCAUAUCAUUACAAAUGUAAAUGCAAUGCAUAAGGGGUGGUUGAUUAUGAGGUAAUAAUGUGUGUGUUGAUCAAAGGGGGACUAAACACAAAGGCAGGGCUCAGAACUGCUAAUGGCGUCUGCUGCGUGUCACGGCAAAUUUAUUCUCUGACAUAUUGUGAUAAGCAUCUAAUAACAUUAAUUUAAAAGAUGAUUUUUAAACGGCGUAAUACGGAAACGAAAAGCUUACAGUGCAUAUUAAUAGUCACACAUGCUAAAUGUCACAGAUUUGAUUGUAACCGUAAGCGUGAUGGAAAUUCUGAAGUUUUUUCCCCCCUGCCGUGGGAUUCUUCGCUUAGCUAUUAGAUUGUCAAAUGGAUCUUGGCCUUGUGGUUUGAGUGCUAGCUUUGUUGAUAGGUGGAGACUCCUCCUGUUGAAGAGGUUACCUCUGUUUGGCAGAACCUCCUACUUCUUUAAUAUAACAAUCUGUCAAAAAACAUUUCGACAAUAAUUAUGGCCCCCUCCUCCUUUGUGUGUGCUCUUUCAAGACUUCAAAAGAAGGUUUCGCUCUUUUCUCGGUAUUACAUAUUCAUCACGUCUGUGUUCGUGUCUAUGUGCUUUAAACAGACAGACACAUUUUUUAUUAUUAUUAUUUAAUCUUAUAUUCUCAUUGUUCUAUAAUGUGUUUUGAUAUACAUCACCUUUUGUUAAACACUCACUUUGUUCACAAACAGCACGCUAAACAUUGCUCUUGAUGUCGUUCCCUUGAUCAAUGCGUUGCACAUUUUCUUUUGCUAAAAUACAGUUUUUUUUACUUUUUGUUUGUAGAUCCUAAAUUGGGAAGCUGAAUUAGGUUCAAAUUGAUCUGUAAUCCAAUCUUGACCCCAUCACUGAGUAUAGUAUAGUUUUAUUAUAUUUUCCCGAAGCUUAUUUUUAUAAACAUAUAAUUGUUUAUUUAUUAUGCUGAAUUUAUUUGAUGUAACUUCCUAAUGUAUAUUUUUAUGUACAAUAAAUAAAUACACUUUUUGUGUAAAAUCAAAUUUUA
This is a messenger RNA of Triplophysa dalaica, 4398 nucleotides long. It is a transcript of the gene gtf3c4, whose product is annotated as general transcription factor IIIC, polypeptide 4. Gene Ontology annotation, cellular component: transcription factor TFIIIC complex. Gene Ontology annotation, molecular function: protein binding; histone acetyltransferase activity. Gene Ontology annotation, biological process: transcription initiation at RNA polymerase III promoter. The transcript has 5 exons. Lineage: Eukaryota; Metazoa; Chordata; Actinopteri; Cypriniformes; Nemacheilidae. Bases 19 to 2349 code for a protein of 776 amino acids. The record is from RefSeq and is a predicted model, not a curated record.